UCCUCUCUCUCAGCACAAGCCACUAAACUCCACAGCGCGGAGCUGCAGCCGCUGAAAUGGGACUAAGGGAUGAGCUUCUGAAGUCGAUAUGGCAUGCCUUCACAGCGCUGGACGUGGACAAAAGCGGAAAAGUGUCGAAAUCUCAGCUAAAGGUGCUUUCCCACAACCUGUGUACUGUGAUGAAGAUCCCUCAUGAUCCAGUGGCUCUGGAGGAGCACUUUAAAGAUGAUGACGAAGGUCCGGUCUCCACUCAGGGCUACAUGCCCUAUCUGAACAGAUUCAUCCUGGACAAGGUCCAGGACAACUUUGAUCGAGUGGACUUUAACAGAAUGUGCUGGACUCUGUGCGCCAGAAAAAACCUCAACAGAAACCAUCUUCUCAUUUCUGACGAAGAUGCAUUUAAGAUAUGGUGCAUUUUCAACUUCCUGUCAGAGGACCGGUACCCCUUGGUCAUCGUUGCAGAGGAGAUUGAGUAUUUCCUGCGUAAACUGACAGAAGCGAUGGGUGGGAGCUGGAUUGAGGAGAAGUUUGAGGACUACAAGACGCAGCUGGGCAGUAAACAGCAGUGCCUGACUGCAUGGGAGCUGAUUGAGCUGGUGGGCAUGGGCCACUUCAGCAAAGGCAUGGACCGUCAGACCCUCUCAAUGGGCAUCAACGAGGUCUUCCAGGAGCUCAUUUUGGAUGUGCUCAAGCAGGGUUAUAUGAUGAAAAAAGGCCAUAAACGAAAGAACUGGACUGAACGGUGGUUUCUGCUCCGGCCCAGUUCCAUCUCAUACUAUGUGAGCGAAGACCUGACAGAGAAGAAGGGAGAUAUAAUGCUGGAUGGGAACUGCUGUGUUGAGUCAUUACCAGAUAAGGAGGGGAAAAAAUGUCUUUUCUAUGUGAAGUGCUCGGAUAAGAGUUUUGAGAUCAGUGCCUCGGAUAAGAAGAAGAAACAGGAAUGGAUUCAAGCCAUUCAGACGUGUAUAUCUCUGCUGAAGGUGGGGCGGCCGGCUCCCCACCGUGAGGCGAGGCACAAGCGGCGCGAGCUGCGACAGAAGCAACAGGCUGAGCAGGAGCAGCUGGAACUCAGGAUGAGAGAACUGCAGACAGCCAAUGAGAACAAACAGAGAGAGCUGGAGGCCAUGAGGAAGAAACUGGAGGAGGCAGCAACUAACGCAGCUGAUGAGGAACGCAGGCGUCUGCAGACCCAGAACGAACUGGAAGGUCUAUACAGAGCUGAAAUGGAAAAAGAGAAAAUGGUGAGGCUUCAGAUGGAGGAGAAGGUAGCACAGAAGUCCAGUGAGCUGGAGCAGUAUCUUCAGCGUGUGAGGGAGUUGGAGGAUAUGUACCAUCGCCUGGAGGAGGCGCUAGAGGAAGAGAGGGAGGCCAGACAGGAUGAAGAAACCGUGCGCAAACUCCAGGCCAGGCUGCUGGAGGAGGAGGCAGAGAAGCGUACCGAACUGGAGCAGAUCCACUUGCGGCAGCAGCAGGCCAUAUCACAGACGCAAGCUGAGAAGGAGGAGCUGGAGCGAGAGCGACUGGCCAAGGAGGACGCCCUGCAGGCCGCCAUGCAGCAGCUGCAACAGCUGGAGUUUGAGAGGCAGGGGGCGCUAGAACAGUAUGAGGAAGUAAUGAAGAAACUAGAGGAUGCUGCCAAUAAUACAAAGAGCUGGAAGGAUAAAGUCGCCCAACAUGAAGGACUCAUACGUCUAAUCCAGCCUGGCUCAAAGGGGCCACAGAAGAUCACUAACUGGGGCCCUGCGGCCUUCACCGAGGCUGAGCUGAGCCUGAGACAGAAAGACUGGCAGGAGAGGAAAAACAGGCCCACUCAGACCCAGUGAGACUCCACCUGUUUUCUCUCAGUCCCAGUGCAACGCUUGAUCCAACAUUUCUGUAAAUAUAACCACUACUGAAGUGGAAACACUGCCCACGUGGGCUCUGUGCCUGAUUCCGCUCGAAGGGACCUGUUAGACGGCGUGUGUGACUGUAUAGUAGAGUCUAAUCUCUAGCUAUCUGUUCUCAUUCCAGUCAUACUGUAACAUUUCAGGGCAUUAUGCCACUUUUGUGGCUGCUUUGAAGGGAUUUUAUACAUUUGAUUUUUUUUAAAGUGCCACACUAUAUAUGAGGAUGUUGAUUUAGAUGUAUUUUCUGCCAAAGGGAUGACAGAUUUUCCACAAAAAUCACUAAUUUAAAGUAACUGUCAAAGAUAUUUUUUUCAGUUUAAAUUCCAUCAACCAAGUACUGUCAAAUAAAGUAUUUAAAAGAAAAAAAAGUCUAACCUUUAACCUUUUUGAAGCCUUUAAUUUAGUGUAGAAAACUGUUAAACCUGUAACUUAUAGAGAGUAGAAUCUGGGCAUCAGACAGAGUAAGAUUAAUUUAAAAUUAGCAUUAAUAAAGUAUUACACAUAAUGUAAGAAGAAUGAGAGGAUGUUUGAACAUACAGUGUAGGAAUAGUUUUUUUUGUACUUUGUGUAAAAUAACACUUUUUAUUUUCGAAUGGAUUAAUAAGAAACAAAACAGUGGAGGUCAGAGCUGUUAAUGGAGGCAUGACUGCAGUAUUAAAUGUUACAGUAUCAGAGUGGUGUCAUUAACCAGGAUGUUUUCUCAGAUGUUGUGGUGUUUCAACCACAAACAAUAUGGUGUCUGUUUGCAUCAAACUAACAGCAUAAUGUCCAGACUUCAGGUCAUUUGUUUUAUGAAGAUUCAAUAAAACUACAGAUCAAUCGA
This is a messenger RNA of Astyanax mexicanus (Mexican tetra), 2709 nucleotides long. It is a transcript of the gene swap70b, whose product is annotated as switching B cell complex subunit SWAP70b. Gene Ontology annotation, cellular component: nucleus; cytoplasm. The transcript is spliced from 12 exons. NCBI's taxonomy places the organism in Eukaryota, Metazoa, Chordata, Actinopteri, Characiformes, Acestrorhamphidae. The coding region runs from base 57 to 1823 and encodes 588 amino acids. The record is from RefSeq and is a predicted model, not a curated record. Gene Ontology annotation, molecular function: calcium ion binding.